Messenger RNA from Yarrowia lipolytica CLIB122, 597 nucleotides. The record is from RefSeq and is a predicted model, not a curated record. Lineage: Eukaryota; Fungi; Ascomycota; Dipodascomycetes; Dipodascales.
AUGGCGACCAUUGCAAUUGAUAGCAACCCUUUUCAGUCUCUGAAGGCGCUUUCUGAACCCCACUUUGACACUGAGCGUCCUCGAAUGGUCCAGUCUUCUCCCUACACGGGUCAGGCUCACCUGCUGGACCUCGGAGGGGUGCCCCAAAACCUCCAUGAGAUUGUGGUUGCCCUCCGGGACCUUUUCCGGGCCGUCAAGCCCGAUUAUGCUGUAGGUGACUACAUCGAGUCGUUCCCGUUUGAAGACCUGACUCCCCUGGUGCCCGAAGGCGUCACUCUUCACUGCGUGGCUUUCCGAUCCCGGCUGUUUGAACACGUGCGAACCUCCCACGAUAUGCGUCAGAAGCUCUCCGACCUCGACGAGUCUUCUCAUGCCGAGGCUAACAACUCUGGAGGUCUGCUCAAGUACUGGUUUGGCGUGCCCGACGAGGCCGGAAACAAUCUGGCCACCUGUGUGUGGAUCAGCAAGAAGCACGCUGACGACGCCACCGCUCAUCAGCGUCAUAAUGCCGCCGCCAAGACGGUCCGAGGCUGGUAUGAGAACUGGCAAGUAGAGAUCUACGAAUGGUCUCGGGCAGGACUCACCCGGGUCCGAUAA